This is a messenger RNA of Phasianus colchicus (ring-necked pheasant), 11929 nucleotides long. RefSeq names its product adenosine A2b receptor (gene ADORA2B). Gene Ontology annotation, biological process: G protein-coupled adenosine receptor signaling pathway; vasodilation; adenylate cyclase-activating G protein-coupled receptor signaling pathway. The record is from RefSeq and is a predicted model, not a curated record. Gene Ontology annotation, cellular component: plasma membrane. Lineage: Eukaryota; Metazoa; Chordata; Aves; Galliformes; Phasianidae. Gene Ontology annotation, molecular function: G protein-coupled adenosine receptor activity.
AAAAGUAAUAUUUCUAAUAAAUCUUUCUCUGUUUCUGAUGUUUCUGUAAUGUUUCAAAUAUCUACAUACAAACCUGAUUCAUCUGCAGACUGCUGGGAAGCAGGGCUCCCAGGAGAGGCUUUAAAACAUCCUCAUGGUUCAUUGUUUCUCCUACACCGGUAGCAGAGAAAAUUUGAUCAGAAGCUUCAUUUCAUAAAUACAUCAAUUUCCAUUUUUUAAGUAGAUGCAUUUGGAUGCCUUUCAGAAGAUUGUCUUGGGGAUAAAGGAGUGUCAGAUUCUGAAACAGACUGUAUUGAAGACACAGUAAGAAACCAUCCUAAUGCAAAGGAAAGGAAGGAACACAGGAGACACCGGUAUGUUUCUGCAUCAGGAGAGCUUAAAUGACUUAGAGGAUUUAGGAAGAAGCAGUCAAAAAUUGAAAGCCAAGGAUGUGUGACUGGAAUACGUAUAAAGGUAUAAGCAAGUCACCAGUAAGGUGGCAAAAUGAGUUACAGCCUGCAAAGAGCACUCCACCUGAUGCUGUUACACGUGAUGCUGAGGAGUAGCAGUGAGAAGCUGUGUAAAUGAAAGCUUGUGAGAAAGAUUCUCAUUUGCAUAAUCCAAAUUUCUUUGCUUUUCCCCUCCUAUAUAUCAUGUUUCAGCCAUGGAUUUUCAACACAGGGUUGGUCCCUCCUUGUGGCAAUGUCACAGGGAAAGCAGUGUUGUUUUGAUGAUUUCUCUGAUUCAGACAGCUUUACCUCCUGGACAUAGCAUGACCAAGUAAAAUGGAAAGAAGACUUUCCAAUUUUUUCAGGCAGCCACUUUAUUUAAAAAUCUUGCAGUAGCUCACUUAGAAAGCACUAGAUUCGGUAUUUGUAUCUCUGUGGUCUUCUGCAAAGAACUUCUCAGAAUCAGCCUUGUCUUGCCCUCCGGAGAUCUCACCAUCAUCAGGAAUGUGUUAUGCACAAAGAGCAGGACUCUGCGUUCAUCAAUUGGAUGAUCUUGGAUUAAAGCAGUUCAUGUCAGUCUAUCUAAAGCUCCAAUCCAUCAUCAAUCUAUUUUAUCCUUUUGUCUGUCCUCAUUUUUCAGCCAUUAAUUCUUUAGGGCAAUGACUGUUUUUGCUAGAAGUUUAUUUAGCCUCUAACCACAAUCUGAGUCAACGUGCAGUAUAGUAAUAUGACUAAUUAAUAAUCAGGUCAGACUGAUUUUGUGAUGUUUCACCUCAGGGAUGUGAAAUCCUGCUUGUCUGUCUCACAUACUGGUGAGCAAAAAUUGCACCUACCAAAGUCUCAGUUCCAUUCUCUGUCUAUAAAACAAUAUGAAUCCCUUGAUAGCGUGUUGUCAGAGUUCAUCCAUUCUUUGUACAGUAUGGAGAUACCAAUGGCUAGCAAGAUACAUGUUAUUGCAGCUACUUCAGAUCAUGUUUGCUUUGUUUCUGAGCAAGUGAUCAAGCAUACUACAUCUAUUUGCUGCUCUUUAAAAUCUGUCACCGUAUUCCUUGCUUGAACUGUAAUUGCUACAAAACACAAAGUCAUGCUAUCACAGAUUGUCUCAAAGCUUAAGCCAAACAAGCGCUCAUAAAAAGAUAUAAAUGUUGAAAUGGAGACACUCCUCUGCCACUUGACUUCAGUAUCUCGACUAAACUGAUGCCACUGCCUUUGCCCUGGUAAGUAUACACUGAGAAUCCUGCAAAAAUCAAUAGUCUUUCCAUCAGGUUCUACAGGCUGUAAGAUCAUUCUUUUUUUAUCAGAAUUUACUAUAUUCGGUUGUGUAUUAAUGUCUUCAAAUUCCCUUAUUAUCUUUCAGCAAAUAGAUCCUACAUAGGAUCAGUUGGUGCUGUCCCUUCUGCCAGACUUGGUAUUUCUGUUACUGAAGGAAGCUGUGAGAUGCUUGCAGGCUCUGCUGCCUCAGCUCUUUUCACAACAUACUCCAGUUGCUUUGAUUUAUUUGUUGGAAAAAGCUGGAUUCUCUGUGGAAAAUGUCUGUGAGUAAUCCAUGCUGAUAUGUUUGCAAGUGGUUCAGCAAGAGACUGGAAAUGAGAGUUCAGGCCAAUGUUUUUCCAGGAUUGUUUGUGGCUGGUUGUAGAUGAGUGAAAUGAGAAGAUUUAGGGCUGCUUUGCUGCUAAGUUUGGUUUCACUACCAGGUGUUUCCUAAUGCUUAGAGAGCAUAGAUUGGACUGGAAGGAAAAAUUCCUUUCCUUCCUGGUGCACAUUCAUCUAUCUGAGAGGGAGAGGUUUUUAUUUGUUUGUAUCAGCGCAGUGCCCAUGUCAUGAACCUCUCUGAGAGCUCACAGACCUGCUCCAAACAUAGAUCCCAGCACUUGGAGGUUCAUAUCCAGCUGGAGCCCUGGCAGAGGCAGAUAAAAGCAUAGUGCCAUGACCUAAUCUAUAUUUGAAGCUGAAGAAAACACAGUCGGUGCAGUAAGGCUUAAAGCCCAGUAUGAGCCCUGGGAAGUCUUGGUUUGCAUUCCCAAAAUGGUCACAGACCCUCCCUGGGAACUGAGGCAGGUGUGCUAAUCACAAACAUGGUUUGAACCUAUGGGAACUCGCUUGUGGUUCCCCAAGAUGUGAUGAAAAGGAAACUCUUGGUUUUGGGAAAAGCUUAUUAUGUUUUUCAGUCGCACCCACCUCUGAGCCAACCCUUUCAUGUCUCCUCUUAGUCAUUAAUAAUGCUAAUUUUGCCUAAUAUUCCCAGGAUUCUGCUAACUAAAUGGACAGGACCUCAGAUCCUGGUUCUCUUACAACUCCUGAAAAGUAGCUCAGAAGAAAGGAAAAAAGAAGUGAGGUGCAGUGUAGAGGAAGCAGUUUCUUACUGAAUCACAUAGUGAACAGCUUUCAGAGACAGGCAAGUGUCAUACCACAUUGUCCUGGGCUGCCCAGCCACCCAUGGGUGUAAAAUAAUUACUCUGUGUUUCCUCUUUUUAGGCUACAACAGAUGUAGUGAUGCUUGAACAGGAGAUGCAAGUGAGCAUUAGUUAAGGAGCUGAAUGGGCUUGAGAGUCAUGGACCAUAAUAGAUGGCAGAGAAACGUGAGCAAUACUAAUGGUAUGAGAAGCAAGUCUUCCAGAUGGAGAGUCUGCAAGGGUCAGAACCAGGUGGCUGAAUUCUCACAGGUGAAGUUUUGCAUUAUUUGAUGCUGAAAUAGUAUUGGCACAAGCCGUGUGUAGCAGGACUCUGAAGUAAAUGUCACUCAGAAAAGAUGGCAUUAGGAUUAUGGGGGCAAUCAGUGUUUUUUAUUGAGCAUAGCAGGAAGAAAAUGAAAGCUGUAAAAUGCCAGUGUGGGUAAACAUUAUUCACAUAUGUAGAAUAUGAACUUCUGUCCCUUCUUAAGUACAUAGCAAUGACCGAGCUUUUAUCCUUACCUGCACAUCAUGAGUUUAAGCUGGUUAAAGAGAAACUAACAAGACUAGAGAAUUAAAAUGAGAGCAAGUGUUUUUCCAAACCUGCUCUGUAGCAAACAGCCCAGCACAGAGGAACCUCCUGUAAUGCCAAUGUGACUGGAAAAGGCCAAUUGCUGGUAUGAGCUGCAGGGAGUGGAAUCCAGCAGAAAACACCUCCUGGGGAUGGCUCUCAUUAGGGACACUGCUGCCCAACCCCCUUUGAAGGAACCUGCAAAAAUUUGAAUUUCUGCUUAUAAUUUCCUUCCCUGGAGGGCAGUUACAGUGAAAGCAGUGCACGCAGUCUAUUCCUAUUUGUAAUGCAGCUACUGGUGUUCAGUUCCCACAACCCAGUGUGUCUGAGUAGCACAGCAAUAAUAUCAUAUGCAUAGCUUAGCCCUUGAGAGUAGUUGUAUUGCUGAGACCCUGGAGAGCCAUUCAGGGAUGGAAGAGUUCAUUUUGAAGCUUUGCAAAGGGACUCAUAAUACUGAUAAUAAAUAACACACUGAUCCAUGAAGGUUCUCCCCUUCACCUGGGAUUAAGACAGUGCUUUCUGAGCAAUUAAAUGAGGGUCUGAAAAGUCAUGCAGGGACGGACAUUAAGUUACUGUGUUCUGAAGGUGUUUAGCAGCAGGUUUAUGUCGUGCUUUUGCAAGUGGACAAACAGGAUCCAAAGGAAGUGAGGUUUCUGUAUAUUGGUGCUCAGUCUCUGAAGGAAGAUGGCAUUCAGUGUGUCACCAUCCCUCCAAGGGCAGGACCCUCCCGUGCUGAGCAGACUCCAAGAAAUUCUUUUUGUAAUGGAGGAGUGCAGCAGGAGCUGUGGUAAAGAUACUUGGAAUCAAAUGGGUUUUGAGCACAAAUUCAGUGUUUGCUGUGUUGAGACAGUGAGACAGGAAGGCUGUGGUACUUCCUUCACAUUGCCUGACCUGAUUUUUUGUGUGUAUCCUGCAGGUUUCACUGUGUCACAACUAAGGCACCCUUUUACUCAUUAGAGGCUGCAUGGGUCUGUCUGUGAAAGGAGAAUGGGAAUUAGAGGCUAAAGAUGGCUCCAAGGUGUCAUGGGACUUGGAACAUGAUGGGCUUCUCUAUUCAGUACGGCUGUGUUGCAUUAAUUCAAGUCUCCUCAGUCUGUUCAGUUGAAACUCAAAUGUCCCAUUUUUGCAUAAAGCCAAACAGCUUUGAUCUCUGGUGUAAGAGCAAAUUUUCGUGCCCUGUCAGAGUUUGGCAAGGAACAGAAUCACUUCUCCUUAUUGUUACUGUGAAGUAUUGAUGGAGAGCAAACUUCUGAGUUAGACUCCUGCAGCAGACAUUUAGCAAGGCUGUGUUGUUAGGGGCAAGAAGAUGUGAAGGCUUUGCCCAGGAAGCGCUGGCUGUGAAUGAGGCAAUCUCGGGUUGUUUGAAUUGCAAACGGCAUCGCUGCCUGUCCUGCUUCACCCUGGGCUUUCCACUGCUGGUGUUGGCCUGGAAACAAAACGACACUUCCUACGGAUUUCUCUGGGGAAGUUGCUGUACCCUCAGCACGAGUGAGGCAACCCACACCCUGUGAGCCCUGUGUGGCUUAAUGCACUUCUGGAAAAACUGCAGCUUUCACUUACUGCUGAGAAGGGUGCUUGGCUUUGCAUCAUACGAGGUGCUUAGUAAGUAAAAUCAAACACAGAGAUAAACUAAAACAUUCUUUAAAAUGCUGUCCUCACUGCCUGGCCCUCUGCUCAGCCAAAAUCCUUCCUUUUUAACUUCUCUGCUCUUAAUAGUUUAUUUUGAUUUUUCAGUCUUGUGGUGACUUUUUUUUGUUUUCUAAUGAAAGGUGUAAGAUAUAACUCACCAUUUAUAAAGAACUCACACACCUGCAUUGUUGCAGGAUGCAGGUAAUUUAGGCGCUGGUUUUACAUUCCACAAUAAUUUACGUUUAUUAUCUGGCAGUGACCCCAGAUCUUGGAAAAACCAGGUUUGUUGAUCUGCAGUUUACAAUCUUGCCAUAAUUUUUUGUUUCAUCUCUCAAGCACUUUGCAGACUUCCUGAGGUCUCCAGCAUGGAAAUAGUUUUCUCUGGAGUUUUGCUCUCUGCUUUACACUUUCCCUUCCCUUCUGGAAAAACACCCACAGCAAUAAAGGGCAAACCUCACCUUGAAUCAUGCACCUCCACAACUUCAGAGCUCAUCUGGAUCUUUGGCAUGGUAAUGCUCAGUGCGGAGGUGCAAGCAAUGAAUAUUCGGGCAGAGCAACACUUCACCUGCUGCACACCAUAUUGCACUCAAAAAUGGUGUUUCCUUCACCCAGCUCAUGCAGGCAACACACAACUCAGACUGCCAGUGGAAGCACCACUUUGAAGAGGACUUCUGUACCAGCUGCCUGGUUUGCAGGUUAUAUUAUGCCUUGGGAACCCUUCCUUAGAGCCAAGAUCAGGACAAGCUGUGUCUUGUCCUGCAGAGCAGUUCAGAAGUGCCAGUGGAGACUUGAGAAGCAGUGGGGCCUCAAUUCAGAAGGCUGUGCCAGUAUACCAAGCAGUCAGACACAGCCUCACAGAAUCAUUAAGGUUCAAAACGACCUCUAGGGUCAUCUAGUCCAAGCAUCUGCCUAAAACCAAUUCUGCCCACUAGACUGUGUCCCUAAGUACUGCAUCUCCACGGACCUGUCACUGGUCAUUCCCCCUGGCCGAUGCAAGCAGUUCAAAGAGAUUAGGAAUGUUUCUCCCGAGGAGGUGUGUGUGUGUUUUGAGGUCUGUGCUGAAGGCUGGAGGGAGAGAGAACCUCUGGGCCUACGUGAUUGUCAAACUUGCAUGCUCAGCAACGCACAAAGGGCUGUGGGCUGCCAUCCAGGAACUGCUCAGGCAGCAGGUGUGGUGCUGUCUACAGGCCCGAGGGCUCACUAAGCCACGUGGCAGGGCUCUGACCAGGCUUAGAGCCCUGAAGGUGUCAAAACAGAGACGACCAAGGGCAGCCCUCAACCUGAGCCUUGCUCAAAAGAUCACAGCGGCCGCAGGAAGCUGCCUCCAGCAUGGCGGCUCUGCUCCCCCGGGAGCGCAGCGACAGAGGAACGGCACGUACGAGCUGCAAGCCUCUGCCAAGCCGUAGCCCAGCAGGCUGCUGGGGUUGUCUCCCACUGUAUCACACACGGCACGUGUUUAAAGCUGCUUCCCUCUGAACAAAGGAGCCCGAGUCGUGCUGGCACUUGAAAGGAGCAGCUCACCGCUGGUGUCGCUUCCUAUGGGAGCACUGAGCAGCAAGUCCCCGGAGUCGAAUAAAUCCAGGAAAGUAAUGGUGGUGAUGAUUUACUUGUCACUCAGCGACAUCUUUGUGCCAAACAGUGCUCUGUUCUUAAUGUUUUCCAGCUCUUGAAUAGAUUCUGUAGCCUGUGGGCUGCCUUUACCUGCGUGACUGCAUAGAAUCACAGAGUAUCCUGAGUUGGAAGGAACCCAUAAGGAUCACUUACUGACUCCUGUACACAAAUGCACGCUGCACACAUUUUCAUCUAAGGAUCAUCGUCCUCUCAGCCACAGGAAUGAGUUUCACAGCGCCUGCUCAGCUGGUUGCUUUACAAGGCCAGCAUGCUCCAGUGGUGUUUGGUGGUAGAUUCUAUGGUGCUAUACUUCUUAAAACAGGGUUUGAAGAAUGCAGCCAGAGGGCACGGGCUGGGAGCUGCGUGUCUCUGGCUGGGGAGGGGCUCAUCCUGCUCUCCUGCCUGCAGGUUUAACUGCAUUUCUACAGCAGAGCUCAGCACACUUCUCUUUGGCCACACUUGCAGCAAAGUUGUGUUCGGAGUGAGUUCAGCUGCAUCAGUUAACGCCAAAAGAAACCACCAGGCCUUGGCAGAGGUUUCUGUGCAUUGCAGGGCCAUGAAUCUCAGCAUAAUGCAAAAUCCACAAUGUUCACAGUGCUUUGUUACCUGCCUUGCAGACCUCCUUCUCCAGAACAGCCCAUUCAUCACAGCCUGCGGAGGAUCGCUGCUCUGUUCACAUCUGACUUGGUAAACCAAAAUUUCCAUGGGAUCAGCCUGUAAGAAGUGCUUCUGUGGUCACCACAGCAGAUUCCUCUCUAGUGAAAUGCAAAGAAGGCCCUUUCCGUUGCACUGAAGUGCUGUAAAGCAGCAACAGGCUUCUGUUGGCGUGUAUUAUAGAGCUAGGAAAACAGCGUGUAAAAAACCCUGAUGUAGAUCCAUUGCUUUGGGGUAAAAAGUGCUUUUCCACGACUGUUAACCUUUGUUUACAUGAUUAUAACAGCCUCCCCAUGAGCGGAGCUCUGCCUAUCCCCAAAUAAUAAAUAAACCAAACCAGUGCAGGCAGGUUCAGGACCCAGGCAGGGCUGGGGAGGACCUGAAGCACAUGGGAGUAUUUCUAUUCCCUCCACAAAAUAAGCAUUUAUAUAGUACUUUUCCCAUGUGUUUUUCUUCUGCUUCAGCUUCAGAUCCCCGGAAAGCUUUCCCUCCCACAGGUUUUUCUUCCAGAGUUUGUUUUAAAAAAGCAACUGCCGUUUCUUUUACUUUCUGUUUGCAAUGGCCAGACCUGAGGUUGAACAUCAGCGCAGUUUUGUGGCAUCCAGUAGUGCUCAGCCAACAGGAUGGACAGAGGUAACGACCCCAGCAGUUCACUUUGCUCAGUCCCAGCUCUGGCUGCGUUCUGAUGGCAAACACAGCAUACAGAAGGUGCAGUGGAAAGGUGUUAUUGGAUAGGUGCUGUAUUUCAGCCCCACUGCUGCAUACAGCCCCUUUGUUUUGGCGAUUGCCUCGGGUUUUGGUGUGUUCCACACUCUGUAGCCCCACGCAAAGCCUCUGCAGCCCUGUGAGUAACAGUCAGCUUUGGUAACCGUUAUGUUUUGCCACUUCUUACAUCAGGGAACAUUACGUUGUGUGAUAACCGUCCGCAGACGAAGUGCUAUUAUGAUUUAUGAAAUAGUUCUCUUUUUUUUUUUUUUUUUUUUUUCCAGCUCAUCGCGGGGAUUUUUCUCCGUGUGGCAACACCGCACGGCGGUGUCCCAACGCGCUUAGCAAUGCGGUGCGGGAGAAGAGCGGUGCUGAACGCCGGGGGGAACUUUCUGCUCGGGGCACCUGCGGGGCGGGCGGGGGCAGCGGCCGGGCGGAGCGGUGCGGAGCGGUGCGGAGCGGAGCGGAGAGGUGCGGGGGUGCCGGUCCGGGGCCCGCCCGCCUCGGCCAAUCGUGGCCGCUCCGCACACUCCCCGCCCCGCUCCGUUCGCCCCAUGUGCAGAAAUAGCCGCGGCGGCGGUUUCCGCAGGGAGCGGGGCGAGCGGGCGGCGGCGAGCAUCCCCGGCCGGAGCGGAGGAACCGUCCCGUCCCGUCCCGUCCCGUCCCGUCCCGAUCCAUCCCGUCCCGACCGGCCCCGAUGGCCCCGCGACGGCCGAGCCCCGCGGUGGAGGGCGGGCGGUGAUCGCUGCCGGCGAAGCUCGGAUGCCCCCCGGGGGACGGGGGCUGCGGGCAGCGGGGGGCCGAGGCGCGGGGCUCGGCGCGCCCCUCCGGCCCCCCACGGCCCCAUCGGUGGGGCCGGACAUGGGAAUUGGGCUCCGGGAGCCGCUGCCCCGUGGCCUGCCGGUACCUGCGGUGGAAAGUCCCUUCUGCUUGUGAACCUUUCGAGCUCCUCGUCCCGGGCUCUCGCCAUGAACACUAUGAAAACCACCUACAUCGUGCUGGAGCUCAUCAUCGCCGUGCUGUCCAUCGCUGGCAACGUCCUGGUGUGCUGGGCUGUGGCCAUCAACAGCACCUUGAAGAACGCGACCAACUAUUUCCUGGUGUCUCUGGCGGUGGCCGACAUCGCCGUGGGUUUGCUGGCCAUCCCUUUCGCCAUCACCAUCAGCAUCGGCUUCCAUGUGGAUUUUCACAGCUGCCUCUUCUUCGCCUGCUUCGUGCUGGUGCUGACCCAAAGCUCCAUCUUCAGCUUGCUGGCGGUGGCCAUCGACCGGUACCUGGCCAUCAAGAUCCCCCUGAGGUACAACAGCCUGGUGACUGGCAAGCGGGCGCGAGGACUCAUCGCUGUGCUGUGGCUCCUGUCCUUUGUGAUCGGGCUGACCCCACUUAUGGGGUGGAACAAAGCCAUGAGUGGUUGUCCCAACUCCACCAACGAGACGGGGGCUGACCGCGGGGCAGGGCACCACGGCUGCUUCAUCUCGUGUCUCUUUGAGAAUGUGGUGACUAUGAGCUACAUGGUGUACUUCAACUUCUUCGGCUGCGUGCUGCUUCCACUCAUCAUCAUGCUGGGAAUCUACAUCAAGAUCUUCAUGGUAGCCUGCAAGCAGCUGCAUCAAAUUGAGCUGAUGGGCAACUCCAGGACCACGCUGCAGAAGGAGGUCCAUGCAGCCAAGUCUCUGGCCAUCAUCGUAGGACUUUUUGCCUUCUGUUGGCUGCCCCUGCAUAUCUUGAACUGCAUCACUCAUUUCCACGAGGAGUUCUCCAAGUCCAAGCCAGAGUGGGUGAUGUAUAUGGCCAUCAUCCUCUCACAUGCCAACUCGGUCAUCAACCCCAUCAUCUACGCCUACAGGAUCAGGGACUUCCGCUACACCUUCCGCAAGAUCAUUUCCAAGAUCCUCUGCAAGACGGACGACUUUCCCAAGUGCACCACUGACAACAACCAGCACCUGACCGUCACCAACGUGAACGCUCCGGCCGCCUCGGUGACCAUAUGACCUCGCACGUCCCGCUCCCAGCCUGUCCCCAACGCUACCCCUCCCUGUGCCUAUGUGAACAGUUACAGCCGGCUCCUAUGGGAGUGCUCAGAAAUGACCACUAUGCAGUUCCGCAGCUGUAUUUUUAUGUUUGUAAUUAACGUAGUGCCUCCUAGGGGGAUAACCUGACCAAGGAGACUGAGUGCACUUCACCCUCUACUGUUAACCAGUUUGCGUGAGUGCUGGUGACCGUGCUGUACUUCCUUGCCAGGUCAGGUGCUGACUGUGGAAGUCCCACCUGCCGGGGGUGUUUCCCCAGUUGUGCUGCUCAUGUCAAGUCCUCGGAUCUUUAUUUUAAUUAAUGUUAUUAUUUUUUAAUCUCUUGAUUGAUAGGAGUUAUAAUUUAGUGUCUGUUUUUUUGGGUUGUUCAUACUUGCCAGCACUUUGGUAAUACCCUAAUUUUUAUUCCAUCAAUUGUUUGAUGCAGCUAGUAUUCUCUGAUGGGAAAAAGUCUUAGCCCAGUUGCUGGUGUGAAACCGGAUCUGUGUUCCAGGCUCUGAGGGACACGACUGUGCUGAUGGCAAACAGAUCACACCUGGCCAUAUUUUUGGCCUCAGAAUGAGAGCCCUACUUACUAAAACAGAGAACUUUAGGGAAAGGGCUGACUGAAGUUUUAGAACAGCAGUUUUAUUGCCUUUAAGUCACUUUGUUCUAUAGUACGUACUAACUUGUGCAGCUGAACGCAUCAGGUUUGAUUUCUCGUUAUUGAAAUGCAGAAGGCAGAUGUGCCCCAGCAGUCAUGGUUGGUCUGCUCUGAAGCCACCAAGGGCCAUGGAAACACUCCCUUGGUGACAGGACCUUUUUUGUUUCCUUUCAGUUACUUCAAGUGCUCACCUCGCCCAGAGGCCAGUUUGCUGGCAGUGGUGGACUCAGCUCCUGUAAGGCAGCUGAACCAUCAAAGCCAGCCACAAAGCUUGGUGAAGCACCAGUGUGCUCUGACGGGGUCUGUGCAAUGCCCACAUUUGGCUCGGUAUCUUGGCAUUUCCAAGAUGAAUCUAAACAGUUAAAGCUAGUCUGAAGGAUUUCUUUUUUACUAUCUCCAUUCAGCUUUGCUGCAUCUGCCUUGGUCAUGGUCCAGCUAACACAUGUAGCCACCUCCUGCCAUUUAGGCAGGCUUUGGCUCUCCUUUUAGUCCUUCCCUUCACUAUUAUCUUUGGCUGUGUUCUUCCUUCCGUUAAUCAUGGCUAGAAACAAGUAGAGUUUCACCUGCACGUCUGGCAGAGUUGCAAAGUGGUUGCAAGCCACAUUUAUCCUUACAACAAAGAAUUCAAUUCCUCCCCUCAUGCAGGCUGAAAAUGAACCAAACUCUUAACAGCACAGAGCAGAGACAGAGCCAGUCCCAGGACACUGCCUGCAUGUGACAGCACUGCAGAGUGGCACUCACUACUGCUACCCUUCUUAUGCCACUUAUGAGCCAGAAGUCCAUAGACAGACAGGUUGUUCACUUUGUGUGAAUGUGCUACCAAGUUAUUGGCCAUCGUUAACUAUGGCCUGGGUCACCAUGGUAUUUAGGCACAUGAAGUGCCUUUCUGGAUCUGAGCCAAAGUCAUUUCAAGGAAAAAUAAAAACAGGACAUCCUCUCACCCCUCCUCAAAAAAAGCUCAGAACAUUACUAUAAAAAUGUGAAGUGAAAAUAACAGAGGACCUUUCUGUAGAGUGUAGCUGUGGACCCUGAGCUAUCACUCUUUACUGCUCUGAUGUACAUAGGAUGGAUGUGUUUUCCUCACGUUGCUCGGAUUUUGUAUUUGCCAUAACUUUGUUAUUUACAUACAGAAUGCUUAAUCUACCACUACACAACCUGGCUCAGCCUGUGUGCAGUCAUUUUGUGCAGUGUUGUGUUCACAUGGUGUGUCAUACAAAUCCACACUGUACCUGGAGAGGAGGCCAACCUCAGAGCAGGACCAGGAGUCA